UCUCGCUGACUCCUGCUCGGGCGCACUGUCUGCCUCGCACUCUCAUGAUUCAGCUCCCUCCCUCCAGUUUUUCCCUCCGCUGCCCCCUCGUCUAUCCCGGCUGGGCUCCCUCUCCUUCAAAAUCGCUCGAGCUCUCGGGCGCUUUCCCAUCUCCCGGCAGUGAGGGCCCUUCAAUCCUCUCCUCUAUUCACCCCCCGAAGCUUUCAGAGCUUUGCCACUUCUCUAAACUCUAAUCCCAACACACACGCGUGCACACGGACACGCACGUUUCCUGCCCCCGUGUGACACCCACCCUCUGUCGUGCGGCCGCGCCAGACCCCGCGCGGUGUUCCUCCUACCGCCACACACACAAACACACACACAAACGCACGCACGCGCGCGCGCAGGGCGGAGCGGAGGGCAGCUCGCCGGCAGUUUGCACUCGGAGGCAUCUUGCUCCAAUAUCGCAGCGCCGAUGGCAUCUCCCGGCUCCGGCUUUUGGUCCUUCGGAUCUGAAGAUGGCUCGGGGGAUCCCGAGAACCCCGGCACAGCCAGGGCCUGGUGUCAGGUGGCCCAGAAGUUCACCGGCGGCAUCGGAAACAAACUGUGCGCCCUGCUCUAUGGAGACGCCGAGAAGCCGGCGGAGAGCGGCGGGAGCCAGCCCCCGCGGGGCACCUCCCGCAAGGCCGCCUGCGCCUGCAACCAGAAGCCCUGCAGCUGCCCCAAAGCGGAGGUCAACUAUGCAUUUCUACACGCAACAGAUCUGCUACCAGCGUGUGAUGGAGAAAGGCCCACUUUGGCAUUUCUGCAAGAGGUUAUGGACAUUUUGCUUCAGUAUGUGGUGAAGAGUUUUGAUAGAUCAACCAAAGUGAUUGAUUUUCAUUACCCUAAUGAGCUUCUUCAAGAAUAUAAUUGGGAAUUGGCAGACCAACCACAAAAUUUGGAGGAAAUUUUGAUGCAUUGCCAAACAACUCUAAAAUAUGCAAUUAAAACAGGGCAUCCAAGGUAUUUCAAUCAACUUUCUACCGGACUGGAUAUGGUUGGAUUAGCAGCAGACUGGCUGACAUCAACAGCAAACACUAACAUGUUCACCUAUGAAAUUGCUCCAGUAUUCGUGCUCUUGGAAUAUGUCACGCUAAAGAAAAUGAGAGAAAUCAUUGGCUGGCCCGGGGGCUCUGGCGAUGGGAUAUUUUCUCCUGGUGGCGCUAUAUCCAACAUGUACGCCAUGCUGAUUGCGCGCUUUAAGAUGUUCCCGGAAGUCAAGGAGAAAGGGAUGGCUGCCGUCCCCAGACUCAUUGCCUUCACGUCUGAGCAUAGCCAUUUUUCUCUCAAGAAGGGAGCUGCAGCCUUGGGCAUUGGAACAGACAGUGUGAUUCUGAUUAAAUGUGAUGAAAGAGGGAAAAUGAUCCCGUCUGACCUUGAAAGAAGGAUCCUUGAAGCCAAACAAAAAGGGUUUGUCCCUUUCCUUGUGAGCGCCACAGCUGGGACCACUGUGUAUGGAGCAUUUGACCCCCUGUUAGCGGUUGCUGACAUCUGCAAAAAGUACAAGAUCUGGAUGCACGUGGAUGCAGCUUGGGGUGGGGGAUUACUGAUGUCUCGGAAACACAAGUGGAAACUGAGCGGCGUGGAGAGGGCCAACUCUGUGACCUGGAAUCCACAUAAGAUGAUGGGCGUUCCUUUGCAGUGCUCUGCUCUCCUGGUUAGAGAAGAGGGAUUGAUGCAGAGUUGCAACCAGAUGCAUGCCUCCUACCUCUUCCAACAAGAUAAACACUAUGACCUGUCCUACGACACUGGAGACAAGGCUUUACAGUGCGGACGCCACGUUGAUGUUUUUAAACUCUGGCUAAUGUGGAGGGCAAAGGGGACCACCGGGUUUGAAGCACAUAUUGAUAAGUGUUUGGAGCUGGCGGAGUAUUUAUACAAUAUCAUCAAAAACCGAGAAGGUUAUGAAAUGGUGUUUGAUGGAAAGCCUCAGCACACCAACGUCUGCUUCUGGUACGUGCCUCCGAGCUUGCGUGUUCUGGACAACAAUGAAGAGAGACUGAGCCGCCUGUCCAAGGUGGCUCCAGUGAUUAAAGCCAGGAUGAUGGAGUAUGGGACCACAAUGGUGAGCUACCAGCCCUUGGGCGACAAGGUCAACUUCUUCCGCAUGGUCAUCUCAAACCCCGCAGCAACUCACCAAGACAUUGACUUCCUGAUUGAAGAAAUAGAACGCCUUGGACAAGAUUUAUAAUAACCUAGCUCACUAAGCCGUUUGAAUUCUCUAGGUAGACAAUUAAGUUGUCACAAACCAUGUAAAUGUAUUUGUAGUUUGUUCCAAAGUAAAUCUAUUUCUAUAUCGUGGUGUCAAAGUAUAGUACAGUUUAAAAAUCAAAAACUAACAAACAUUAUUCCUUUUAAAAAUUGUUUCUUAAGUUUAGAACACCUCUGUAAUAAUUAGUGACAAAAGGCUGUGUUCUAAUCAAUGAGGAAAAGCUUACAAUUGUUAUAAAUACUUCCCUUACUUUUAAUAUAGUGUGCAAAUCAAACUUUAUUUUCAAGUCAGAGUAGUAGGGUUGAAUAGUGCCAAAUUGCCCCUGAAUCAUAAAAGGUUCUCUGGGGUACAGUGAAAAGGAUAAAGUGAAUAUAAAAUAUAUGUUGACAAUAAAAAAAAACUCUUGCCUUUUUCAUAGUAUUAGAAAAAAAAUUUCUAAUUUACCUAUAGUAACAUAUCAAGUGUAUUUAAAUACAUAUAAUUUUACAAAAGGAAAAUAUAUAUAUUAAAAAGAAAUCCUAUUUUGUAACAUAUAGAUUUUUAUUUUAUAUGGGUUAUACAAACUGCAGGGGCAGAUAUUAAAACUAAGCCAGAUUUUUUUUUCUCUUUCUUUGAACGGAGGCACAAUUAAACACUUAGCAAAGUUAUUUAGGAACAUAGACCCACAAAAUUCUUUAACAGUAUGACGCCUUCUUUCUGUUCGGGCUCUUACAAAACAAACACAAAAGAAUACUGAAGUUUCUUUAAAAAGUGAUUGUCAGCUCGACAGUAAGAUUCUGUUCCCUUUUCGGUUUUUCACUCAUUGGACCUUAGCAGACCCGCACUGUAGGUCUGACAACUGGGCUUCAUCUUAGACUAAUGAGGGUAAUCGUCUCUAUUCUUAUUUCCAUUCAACCUGUUCUAAACAGAAGGUGGAUGCUGGUUCUUGUGCUGUCUUCCCGGACGGCAUUCUCUUACGAAGUCAUUUGGAUUCCUUAGAGAAAAUAAAAUCUAAUCAGCCAGAGCAAAGAGGAAUGAGACACACUCCAGAUGUGGCGAGCCCAGAAAAUUACACUUGGCCUUCAGUGUCUCUGUGAGAAUAGUGAUGUCAUCCUGGAGGCCACAUGGCCUGUCCAGGGAGGAGUUAUUUCCCUCUCAGGUCAUUGCUUUAUUCCGAUUCCUUCCCAUUCCGACCCACAGAAGUCCUUCCUGCUGAGUUUCCCAUCUCUGGGAACCCCAAAUAAUUAAUUCCUACUUCAUGAGGGGUUAUGAGGAAAUGAGCUCCUCACCCAAGACUUUUUUUAAAUUUUAUAUAUUCAUGUAUUUAUUUGGCCGUGCCAGGUCUUAGUUGUGGCACGCAUGAUCUUUAGUUGUGGCAUGUGAACUCUUAGUUGUGGCAUGCGGGAUCUAGUUCCCUGACCAGGGAUCAAGCCCUCUGCCGUAGGAGCUUGGAGUUUUAGUCAUUGGACCACCAGGGAAGUCCCGUUACCCAGGAUUUUGAGACAGCAUUUAAGACCCUUCUUCUAUCUUCUGUGUCCCAUUAAGAUCAAAGUGACUGGAAUAUAGAGAGGACAUAUGCUCCAUAGAAUUCAAAAUAAUAUUCUAAAAGCAUCCUUCUGCCCCUGCAAACCUGAUGGAGAGACAGGAGCUAACAAGAGUUCUCAUAGGUAUUUAUGGGGUACAGACUGUAAGAUUCCAAGUGCUAGAGGAGGACUACAUGUCCUGCAUAUGUAUCCACAUAUAUGCAGACUGUGGAUGCACGUUUAGGAGCAUUUAUCCUUUCUGUAUGGACCUCUCAGAUCCGUGAUCAAAAAGACUGUAGGUAUAUGAGGGAGGGAAGAGGACCCCAUCCUUCAUCCUGUAGCAAAACCCUCUCACUUGACCAUAGGAUCCAACCACCUGCAAGCUUCAUGAGCUUGCCCCUACAUCUCUCCCCUAGGUCGGAUACAGAAACAUUGAUACUUGAGAUGCACUUGGCUUUGGUUCCUCUCAGUCUAAGAAGCAAAUGGAUUUCCUAUGCCUAUUAGACUUCCUAGGUGGCGCUAGUGGUAAAGAACCUGCCUGCCAAUGCGGGAGACAUGAGGGACAUAGGUUCGAUCCCUGAGUCAGGAAGAUCUCUUGGAGAAGGAAACGGCAACUCACUCUAGUAUUCUUGCCUGGAGAAUCCAGAGGAAGCUAACUGGCUACGGUCCAUAGGGUUGCACAGAGUUAGACAUGACUGAGGCAACUUAGCAUGUAUGUGUGUAUGACUAUUAGAAAAAAAAACCCUAUGCCCCACAAUUUUAUGAAGGAGUAAGCCUCCCCUUCUAGGCUCUGUCUAAUGGCCAAGCGUUCUAGAAUUUGGCUGUUGAGAAUAAGCACAUAGCUGCCCAGCUCUCAUGAACCUCAGGCCCAAAGGACUCAUCUCAGAGGCAAAGAUGCUAGUUAUCAAACCCACCAUCCUGCCUGGAGGAUGGAGCCCAAUGUCUUGAAUGUGGACAGAGCCCUCUCUAAUCCAAGAAGCUUCUACCUAAGGGGUCCAGACCCCCUAGCAGAAUCGACUGCUUUUUCACUUGAUGGUAUGACUGAACUUCAAAGGGAACAUUUGUGCCUGUGUUUGAAAUUUCAGAAAAGAGUUUUUAUCAAUAGAUCAUUUCCUUAAUGCCCUGUCCUUCCCAGGUUCUUUCCCAAGUUUGCUGGGAGCCUUGCUCCAUUCUAUAUAGUGAAAUGCUACCAACCAUAACCCAGAGAAGGAGGUAAAUAAAAGCCUGACAGAUUCCAGUAGUUUAAACAUUCUUUAAAGUAGGUUUGCAGUCUGCUCAAGUGGAAGGGAAGUAGGGAAGGAAGGAGAGAAGGAAGGAAGGAAGAUUGUUUUGAACUUUAGCGCAAAUUCCCAGUGCCAAGGCCUUUAUGUGGGACCAUUCUUUUACAUAGGGUUGCAAAGAGUCAGGCACAACUGAGUGAUUCUUUUACAAAUAUUAAAAAAGUUGGGUUUUAGCUUUAAUCUGAUUUGACAUGGCCAUUUUCAUUUAGACAGCAAUAUUGUGUUUCUUAUUUUUAAAUACUUGAAAAAAAAAAGUGUGGUAUGUCUUCGUCAGAGACACAUAAAUGGUAUUGACUUCCUGGACUGUGUCAAGGACAUGAGGAAAGGAAAGGAAGUUAAUCGUGUGUGUAACUGUGUUGCCUUUAAAUAUACUGCUAGUACUGUCUCGUCCCCUCAGGUUGGGGUUGUGCACUUUAGAUCUGAAUUUGCAGUGUUGCAAGUCAACAUGUGUCGCUGUAGAAGCUUGUCCAACCUGUUAUUGCCGUGUUUCUUCCUGUGUGGUGGCCGCACUGACAUUCUGGGAACCACACUUGCAUCCGCGCCAUGCUCUCUGCUACGAGCUGUGCCCUCCACCUCAGCCCUCACGGGGAAUGCUGUUGGCUCCGCUCGCUCCUGGAAGUCUCCUUUGAGAACUGUGUGAUUUCACACCAUGCAACUUCAGUGUCUCUGAGAACAGGAGACCAAUAAGGAGGGUCACCAGCAGCCAACCUCGCGGGUACUGUCCCUGCUAACAUCAUUCGGAGUAGACACCACUCCUCAGAACAUGGACCAAGAAAGCAUGGGUGUAAAUAUUGUGGCAGAACAGGGAACCCAGGAACCUAGCAGUGGGUAUCAUCUUGCACGCGCCCUCCUGUUUUCAAAUGCUAAGUGCAUAUGCUGUGUAUUGAUUAGUUACCUGUGCUGAAAUACUGUUCCCCAUUGGUGUUUCUGAAAGAUAUUGACACUUCCCCAGCAUCGCUCCAUUACUAAAGACAGAAAACAAUAAUAAAAAAAAAUAACUAUAAACACAUGACAACCUGAUCCUCUUACCAAAUAUGAACUUGUGUAUGAUCAAAGUAUUUUAUGUGUUGUCUCUCUAAAUCCAAAUAAAUGUGUACCU
Odocoileus virginianus texanus is the source of this 6114-nucleotide messenger RNA. RefSeq names its product glutamate decarboxylase 2 (gene GAD2). The record is from RefSeq and is a predicted model, not a curated record. Gene Ontology annotation, cellular component: cytoplasm. Gene Ontology annotation, biological process: GABA shunt; GABA biosynthetic process. NCBI's taxonomy places the organism in Eukaryota, Metazoa, Chordata, Mammalia, Artiodactyla, Cervidae. Gene Ontology annotation, molecular function: glutamate decarboxylase activity; pyridoxal phosphate binding.